Molecule: messenger RNA, 1717 nt
Organism: Drosophila guanche
Lineage: Eukaryota; Metazoa; Arthropoda; Insecta; Diptera; Drosophilidae
Gene: U3-55K
Product: U3 small nucleolar RNA-interacting protein 2
Exons: 5
Coding region: 153-1613 (486 amino acids)
Cellular component (GO): small-subunit processome
Molecular function (GO): protein binding; snoRNA binding
Source: RefSeq, a predicted model, not a curated record
CAUAAAUGGCAACCUUCUAAGCAGCUGUUGCUAUGUACUAGAAAAUCCCUACCGCCUUAUAGUAUGCACGUGGUGGUGCGGCGCUUAAACAAAUUUUUUUAUUAUAAAAGAAAUAUAUUGAAUUAAAGCCCUUGCACUGGUAUAUUAUCAAGAUGUCAUCGUCAUUUUUUUUAAAAGCAGGCGCCAAAGCCAACAAAAAACGGAAGAAUCCCGCAGCCACCAAAGGUAAAGGCGUCAAAACAGCAGCAAAAGCGGGGAAAGGUUUCCAGAACGCUCGUUCGGAAGGGCCAGUGCCGAAGAAGCAACGGCGUCCCAAAGAAAAGGAUGAGGAAAUCGCAAGUGAAGACGAGGAGUACAACAGUGACCUCGGCGACGGAGGCCACAAUGCUUUGGCGUUCUCUUCCGACGAGGGCGAGGAGGAGACUGCACAGGACAAACGUCUGCGCCUCGCCAAGCAGUAUCUGUCGGAGAUUGAGAAGCAGGAGUCGGAACGUGCCGAAGAUCGGGAGCUGGGCCAGAGUGUCGAGCAGCGGCUACAGACUGACUACUUGGAUAGUGUGGGGAAGCUGCGACGGAACAUCGCUGGCAGCCUGAAAACCAAUGAAGCGACAAGUGUUCUCAAGCACAAGCUCCACCACACGCCAAUCUGUGCCCUGGCGAUCAGUCCAGACGGCAAAUUCCUCUAUGCGGGAGCCAAAUCUCAGUUUGUCCUGAAAUGGUCCACGCAGAGUGGAAAGGUCGAGGACAAAUGUGAUGUUUCACCACACCGAGAAGAGCCCGAGACUGGCAAGAAGAGACGCUCCCAUGUCAUAGCCAUCUGUCUGUCCACGGACAUGAAGUACAUGGCCCUGGCUGAAGGCGGACCGCAUAUUCAAAUCUGGUGCCCACAAACGAUGAAGCAUGUAAAGACACUUAAGGGUCACAGAGAUAGCGUAGCAGGCCUGGUCUUCCGUAAAGGAACACACGACUUGUACUCGGCAGCAAAGGAUCGCUCAGUAAAGAUUUGGUCACUGGACGAGAUGGCCUAUGUGGAGAGUUUAUUUGGUCAUCAAACUGCAGUCACCAGCAUCGAUGCGCUGAGUCGAGAGCGGGCGAUUACCGCAGGCGGUUCGGAUUGUUCCCUGCGAAUAUGGAAAAUUACAGAAGAAUCGCAGCUGAUAUACAAUGGACACAGAGACAGCAUUGAAUGUGUAAAACUAAUGAACGAUGAGCACUUUGUGUCCGGUGGAAUGGACGGUGCAAUCAGCUUGUGGAGCGCCCUAAAGAAGAAACCCAUUUGUACCACACAGCUGGCCCAUGGUGUGGGAGAAAACGGAGUCGCCAACUGGAUAACAGCCAUUGCUGUGGUGGUCAAUACGGAUUUAGUGGCAACGGGCUCCUGUGAUGGCUUUGUGAAACUCUGGCAAACGAAUCCUAAUGCCCGCAAGUUGCAACAGAUUCAAAGCAUACCCAUAGUUGGCUUCGUUAACGGCCUCAUUUUUAAUGCCGAAGGCACUAAACUCUAUGUGGGCGUCGGGCAGGAGCAUCGACUGGGUCGUUGGUGGCGGCACAAAGAGGCCAAGAAUAAUGUAGUUGUAGUGGAUAUAGUGUUACAAAGUGCGGCCGGCAAGUAGGUUACUUUCUAAGUUUAAGUAAAGUUGUAUAGUCUAUACGAGUAUAUCAAAAAUCGGCCUGAAAAUAAAAUGCAAAUUCGGCUAUUGAUGUGACCGACAAAUUA